AUGGCGGAGCCGAAGAAGUACAUUUCGCAGCAGGAGCUCGCCAAGCACAACAAGGCGGGAGAUCUAUGGAUCUCUAUACAGGGCAAGAUCUACAAUGUCACCGAUUGGACCAAAUCCCACCCCGGUGGCCAGCUCCCGCUGAUGAAUCUCGCCGGCCAGGACGCCUCCGACGCCUUCCUCGCUUUCCAUCCGGGCACCGCCUGGAAGCACCUCGACAGGUUCUUCACUGGGCAACAUCUCCAAGACUACACGGUCUCUGAGGUCUCCAAAGAUUACAGGAGGCUGGUAGCUGAGUUCUCGAAAUUGGGUCUUUUCGAGAAGAAAGGGCACGGCGUCCUAAUUUCGUUCGUCGUAAUGGCGGUGCUGUUUGCUAUGAGUCUCUACGGCAUCCUCUGCAGCGACAGCACUUGGGUUCAUUUGCUUUCAGCCGGGAUGUUAGGGUUUAUGUGGAUACAGAGCGGCUGGCUCGGCCAUGAUUCUGGACAUUACCAGAUAAUGGCGACCCGCCGGCUGAAUCGGGUUGCUCAGCUGCUGGCGGGCAAUUGCCUAGCUGGGAUAAGCAUCGGAUGGUGGAAAUGGAACCACAAUGCCCACCACAUUGCUUGCAACAGCCUCGAUUUCGAUCCGGAUCUGCAGCACAUUCCAUUCUUCGCCGUCUCUUCCAAAUUGUUCAGCUCAAUGACGUCUCAUUUCUAUGACAGGAAGCUGAGCUUCGACCCCGCCGCGAGGUUCCUGGUGAGUUAUCAGCACCUGACAUUUUACCCUGUGAUGUGCUUGGCCAGGAUCAAUCUGUUUGCGCAGUCGUUCGCGCUGCUGCUCUCCAAGAGAAGGGUGCCCAACAGGGUUCAAGAAAUCGUCGGCCUAAUUGUGUUCUGGAUUUGGUACCCUUUGCUUGUUUCUUGCCUGCCCAAUUUCGGGGAGAGGCUGAUGUUCGUGGUGGUUAGCUUCGCGGUUACCGGGAUUCAACAUGUUCAGUUCUGUCUCAACCACUUCUCCUCCAGUGUCUACGCCGGGCCUCCUAGUGGUCACGAUUGGUUCGAGAAGCAAGCGAACGGGACGCUCGACAUAUCGUCCCCUUCUUGGAUGGAUUGGUUCCAUGGCGGAUUGCAGUUUCAGGUGGAGCACCAUCUGUUCCCUCGCCUGCCGAGGUGCCAGCUUCGAAAGGUGUCUCCAUUUGUUCAGGAGCUCUGCAAGAAGCACAACUUGCCCUACAACUGUGCCUCGUUCUGGAUGGCGAAUGUCUUCACCUACAACACACUCAGAGCCGUCGCGUUGCAAGCCAGGGACGUCUCCAACCCUGUGCCAAAGAAUCUGGUGUGGGAAGCUCUCAACACUCAUGGUUGA
Molecule: messenger RNA, 1344 nt
Organism: Linum tenue
Lineage: Eukaryota; Viridiplantae; Streptophyta; Magnoliopsida; Malpighiales; Linaceae
Source: the annotation of a GenBank genome assembly